Acanthoscelides obtectus is the source of this 240-nucleotide messenger RNA. The record is from the annotation of a GenBank genome assembly. NCBI's taxonomy places the organism in Eukaryota, Metazoa, Arthropoda, Insecta, Coleoptera, Chrysomelidae.
AUGAUCCGUAAUGUUAAGCUUGAUGAUCAAACGGAUAGUUCGCUCAUAGAUAACUUCAUUUCUGCAAAUGAUUUGGAUGGCUUUGAUGCAUCAGAUAUCAAGUUUGUUGUAAAGCUGAAAUCUGCUGUAAAGGAUCAUCAUAAUCUUGUUUUGGAGGACUUACCGUCGCUGAGAAAAUGCCUAGUUGAUAAGGGAUUUCAUAUGUUGGCUGGAAAAAAUGUAGUGUUGGUGAUAAUUUGA